UCCAGAUGGAAAUGGUGGUCGGGUUUACCCAGGGUACGGGAGAAACGAAGGGAUGGAGGUUUAAUAAACUACAAAAUACAACAUUCAACUCAUUUAACAUUUUGUUCAUUUUCAAAAUGGAUUCCGAGAGGGAUGAUACAGAGUCGUGUAUUGAUUUAAAUAAGGUGGAGUACCAUGGAAGCGGCAGCCGGCCUUUCAUAGCCAGCCCCAAGUACUGCCCUGGGAUGAAUAAAAACAGCGGCUAUGAGUGUGAGACGGGACACUGCUGUGGAGAGACGGGGUGCUGUACAUACUACUAUGAGCUCUGGUGGUUCUGGCUCCUCUGGACCAUCCUCAUCCUCUUUAGCUGUUGCUGUGCAUACCGUCACCGUCGGGCUAAACUGCGCAUCCAACAGCAGCAGCGGCAGAGGGAGAUUAACCUGAUAGCCUACCAUGGAGCCUGCAAUUACCCUGCAUCCAUGACGGACAUCAGUUUCUUGGCCUCGUUCAAACUGCCAUCCUAUGAGGAAGUGGCGGCUUGUCCCAACACCCCUCCCCCACCUUACAGCACUGUUUUUGCACUCCAGGGGAGGCAGUACGCCCAGCCUGGACCCAGCGGUAUCACGUCAUCCCAGAGUUCUGACAACUACACCAGCUGUUCCUGCGAGUCCUGCUCAGUCUCCUCCCUAGGCAGCACCUCCUUCUCUGUGCAGGUCACUGACGAGACGGAUACCAGCAAUGCUACCACCCCCAGUGAGGCGGGUGACUCCAGACCACCCAGCACCUCUGCAGCCACGGCUGAAUCUGAUCCCGUAGGGGCCAUGGCUUCACAAGGUGACCUGCAAGGGGAAAGUGCCGCCACCGAGAGCAGCACAGGCCAGCAGUCUCUCAAAGCGGCCCAGUCACCACCCAAGCAUGCCCUCUUCUCUUCCAACAUUGACUUUUUUGAGCCUGAAUGCCAUGCCUGCUGUGCCUCAGACAUCGAGGAGGAGGAGGAUGCAGAGGAACGCCACUUCCGGCACCGCAGGCUAACUGGAGAUUCUGGAAUUGAGGUUUGUCGCUGCCAGGUGGAGAGUGAGGAAGAGGGUCUCGAUGAGAACAAGGAACGUGCUGUUCAGGAGACCACCUGCUUCCUGCACGACAGCUCUGGGUGCUCUCACAGGGCCGAUGCCUCUCGGCCGCAGUGUGAGGGGACAAUGGGCCAAACGCAAGAGGAGUGUGCCAGUCUGUGCACAGCUAUCACCCUGCAGCUGAGCGGGGAAUCUGUUGUUACAGUGGAGUCAGUGUGAUGUCAUACUCAUUGUGGGGCUAAGCUUGUGCCCUAAAGAAAGAAUUACAGUCUGUGAAAGUGUGGGAAUUCUGAGCCCCGAUGGCGAUGUGUGGCAAUAACAGAAGUGGCUUUUAAGCUUUGUUUGUGAACUUACCCAUCUAUUAGAAUAAAUAAAGCUUAAAAGGGGGAGGGGAAAAAAAAAAAGUCUGUGUGUAUGAUCUAAAUUAGGCGCAUUAAACAAAAGGGUAAGUAGUGAAAACGAAAGUGAGCCUUUGCUUGCUCAUUUACAUUCAUGUGUUAGUAUCUCCCUUUUGUUAAUUCAGGGGGUCACACAUUGUUGUUUUGUACCCUUCUUGUUAUAAUGUUAUAAAGCUUAUGCUUAUAAAUUCAUCCUUUUUUCAUCUAGUGUAAAAUAAUGUAGUUUUUCAUUAGUGGUGAAGUGGUAGUGGAUUUAACCACUUAUUCUGCUUUUUGUAACCAGGCUUUUGUAUUAUAUGAACCUUGUCAAAGACUUCAGUCCAUCUGUGCUCUGUUGAUUUCUCAUUAUGUUGUAACAAAAGCAAUAAUAUACCUUUUUUUUUUUUAACUCAAAUGCAAAGAAAGGCAUUUGGCUGUUAUACAAAUCUAAUGUUAUGUUAUGGAUUGAACUGCAAGGAAGUUAUUUUGGGUAGAUGUGUGUAUUACUAAAAAAAGAUUCUCUCCCAUGCUUAGUCUCAUAGCUGUUUCUUAAAGGGCUUGAGGGUGAGGGUACCGCUUUGCAAGACAGUGCUUGAAGUAACUGAACUGAUAAAAUCAGUGAAAAAACCCUCCGAGGCACUAGUUUCUCAUCGAUAAAGUUGAAUGCAAGAAAGCACAAGUUGCAUUGGUAUAUUGUAUUUCAAAUAGUAGAUCAGCUGGAUUUGAGGAGAGUUAUAGCUGUUGUCAGAAAAUCUUCCAGUCAGCUAUAUGAAGUUCAUAUCUCCAUGGUGCUGUAUGACCACAUUUUGUGUGUACACAUUUCUUUAUAAUGCCAUACUGAAUGCCAUUCUCAUAGGAAAUUUGAGCCAAACUAUUCUCCUUGCAAAACUGUGGAGAAAACAGAGCAUACAGCUUUAAAACAAUUGUUAUUUUUAAUGUGUUUUUUUUUUUUUUUUUGGUAAAUGCAUGUUAAAUAUUAGAUACCCUGAUUUAAGUAGCAAGCUGUUAAUUUCCUAGAUGGUGAUUAUAAUGUAUGCCCUGUAUAAUUAAAAAUAAUAAGACGUUGGUUUGCUGUUACCUUCACACUAGAAACUUGUACUUUUGUUUGCACAAAAAAAAUAAAAAAAAUAAAACAUCUUCAUUAACUUUGGAAGCCUGGGUUGAGGUACAGCAAACCAACAGCCUUGAAACAGGAAUAGCAAAAAGAUUGGGUCAUCUUUCAUGAUGAACUGCACGAAGAGAAUGCAUAGAAGACAUUCUCUCCUUUUCUGUGAUCUGUACACAGUUAUUUUGUGUUUUGUUUAUACCAAGUAUAGAACAGUGCUUUUAUUAUUAUUAUUAUUAUUAUUAUUAUUAUUAUUAUUAUUAUUAUUUGACCUCAAUGUUAAUAAAGCUGCAGCCCUGCUUUUCAGAGUGCCCAGUCACAUCAACUCACAGUAACUGCAGUGUUGCCUGUCAUUUCUGUGCCAUUGCUAGCCAGCUAUUUGCUUUGAUCAACCGGCCUAUAUGGACCCAAACUGCAGCUGGAUUAUAUUGAUGGAAUAACUGUGCAGGUGCACAACAUUAUCCUGUGUAAAUGUGCUUGCUGACCUGAAUGUUGUCUGUAACUCGCAUGGAUGAAUCUCUAAACGGCUUACUGUCGGUUGCCUAUUGAUGAGCUUCAAAAAUAGUAUGUAUAAAUUUCUUAAAUGAGGGGUUUUAAACCUUUAUUUUAUUUUUUUUAAACUGUACCCCUUCUGCUGGGAGGUUUCAGCUUAAGUACCCUUUACAA
Polyodon spathula (Mississippi paddlefish) is the source of this 3197-nucleotide messenger RNA. RefSeq names its product WW domain binding protein 1-like. Lineage: Eukaryota; Metazoa; Chordata; Actinopteri; Acipenseriformes; Polyodontidae. The record is from RefSeq and is a predicted model, not a curated record. The transcript has 4 exons. The coding region runs from base 6 to 1268 and encodes 420 amino acids.